Molecule: messenger RNA, 2486 nt
Organism: Microcebus murinus (gray mouse lemur)
Lineage: Eukaryota; Metazoa; Chordata; Mammalia; Primates; Cheirogaleidae
Gene: ATAD1
Product: ATPase family AAA domain containing 1
Biological process (GO): extraction of mislocalized protein from mitochondrial outer membrane
Cellular component (GO): mitochondrial outer membrane
Molecular function (GO): ATP binding; ATP hydrolysis activity
Source: RefSeq, a predicted model, not a curated record
CGCGCGAGGGGGCGGGCCGCGUCUCCCGCCGGAAGUGUUCUCGCUGAGGCGGCAUUUCCUUCCUGCGCGAGGCCGCCCGAGGGCUUUUGCUCCCGCUGUUUCUGCCCCCGGGUUAACAAUCAAGAUGGUACAUGCUGAAGCCUUUUCUCGUCCUUUGAGUCGGAAUGAAGUUGUUGGUUUAAUUUUCCGUUUGACAAUAUUUGGUGCAGUAACAUACUUUACUAUCAAAUGGAUGGUAGAUGCAAUUGAUCCAACCAGAAAGCAAAAAGUAGAAGCUCAGAAACAGGCAGAAAAAUUAAUGAAGCAAAUUGGUGUGAAAAAUGUGAAGCUCUCAGAAUAUGAAAUGAGUAUUGCUGCUCAUCUGGUAGACCCUCUUAAUAUGCAUGUUACUUGGAGUGAUAUAGCAGGUUUAGAUGAUGUUAUUACAGAUCUGAAAGACACAGUCAUUUUACCUAUCAAAAAGAAGCAUUUGUUUGAGAAUUCCAGGCUUCUGCAGCCUCCAAAAGGUGUUCUUCUCUACGGGCCUCCAGGCUGUGGUAAAACAUUGAUUGCCAAGGCUACAGCCAAAGAAGCAGGCUGUCGAUUUAUUAACCUUCAGCCUUCAACACUGACUGAUAAGUGGUAUGGAGAAUCUCAAAAAUUGGCUGCUGCUGUUUUCUCUCUUGCCAUAAAACUACAGCCUUCCAUCAUCUUUAUAGAUGAAAUAGACUCCUUUCUACGAAACCGUUCAAGUUCUGACCAUGAAGCUACAGCCAUGAUGAAAGCUCAGUUUAUGAGUCUCUGGGAUGGAUUGGAUACUGAUCACCGCUGCCAGGUCAUAGUAAUGGGAGCUACUAAUCGUCCUCAGGACCUUGACUCGGCUAUAAUGAGAAGAAUGCCUACAAGAUUUCAUAUCAACCAGCCCGCUUUAAAACAAAGAGAAGCAAUCUUGAAACUCAUCUUGAAAAAUGAAAAUGUGGAUAGGCAUGUAGACCUGCUAGAAGUUGCCCAGGAAACUGAUGGGUUUUCAGGAAGUGACCUAAAAGAGAUGUGUCGAGAUGCUGCCCUUCUCUGUGUCAGAGAAUAUGUUAAUUCUACAUCAGAAGAAAGCCAUGAUGAAGAUGAAAUUCGGCCUGUGCAACAGCAGGACCUGCAUCGGGCAAUCGAAAAGAUGAAGAAAUCAAAGGAUGCGGCAUUUCAGAAUGUUUUAACACACGUUUGUUUAGAUUAAGAGUAAAGAUCAUUUGUACAGUUCAGUGAUCUAGUUUGGUGUGCCCUCUUAUCAGCAGAAACAGAGUAGAAGGAGUACUCUUUAAACCAUGAGGGAGUUCAAUGUUUAUGGUUUUAUACUCUGAAUUCUAAGUUAUUGAGAUACAGUUGUUAUAUAAAUGGUAUUACUACUUGUCAUAAAUCAUGAGGAAGAACAAUUUAAUUCAGCCUGAGCGUGGGUGCUUAUGUUUGACCUCUUUAGCCAUAUGUUGUUGCAGCCUUAUAGAAACUAAGCUGGUCUCAAAGUAAUAAAUGAUUUAUUGGGUCUUUAGUGAGAAAUGGGGAUGUGGUUAGGUGCUGGUUCUUAGACAUGUGAGUGUGUGUUUGUGUGGGUGUAUUAAAUGUAUAUAUAUCCACAUAUUUUAUAUUGACAUUCUGUAGAUAUGUUUGAAUACAGAAACUUUUUUUUAUCCUAACUACUGAAUCCAAAGUACCAAAUAGUAUAUAGCAAAACUAAGAAUUAAGGUUGUGUCAAAAAGGUACAGUGAUUCAGACAUUUCCAAUUGUCAUUUGUGUUAGCCUUUUUUGAGUGUUUCUCAGUCUGCAGUUGAUUAGUUGGAUCGCCCAUACCUGAAUAUAUACAUGGGCUCAAUUAUUCUGGUUGUCAGGAUAAUCAAAUAAAAUCACUUAUUCAGUGAUCAGCAUUGGAUGGUUGUUAGGCAGUCCUGUGAUCAACACUGAUUUUACCACUUUCUGCAAGCACACUGAGUAGAAACAUUUUUUUAAAUUUUAAAUUUAUUUACAUGAAAGGUGGAUUGAAAGUCUUUCAAAAGAAUAGGUUUGAAAAACCUCAGUGCCCUUCAAUACAUGUAUGUGACUUUCUUUUCUUCAUUUAAUGUAACAAAUAGUUCCGUUGUAACCAUGGUUUUUUUAAUGUUAUUUUAAAGUUAUAUGUUCUUUAAUUAGGUAAAAUAUAAUUUGGUCACCAAAAAUGAAAUGAUAGUUUAAAACAAGUAGCUAUUACUAAAUGUGCUAAAAAUACUCAUUUUGUAACUAAUAUUUUUAAGUUUUCUUAGCAUAUUAUAAAUUGUGCCCAGGUUAAGUACAAAUAUACACCUCAGAAUUCCAUAUUGUAUCUGUAGUCAUUUGAUGUGAGCUACAUGUGAAAUAUUUUUUGUUCAAAAUUCUGCUAACCAGAAUUCUGUUAUAGCCAUCUAACCACACAGCAUGAUGAACAUGGCACAGUACAGUCUUGAGAUACCUUCUGAAUCAUCAGAAAGAUUAAAUUAUGCUUCAUA